Molecule: messenger RNA, 634 nt
Organism: Mycena citricolor
Lineage: Eukaryota; Fungi; Basidiomycota; Agaricomycetes; Agaricales; Mycenaceae
Source: the annotation of a GenBank genome assembly
CGCAUUUGACGCCCAAAUCAACGCGGUCCGGAUUCAAGCCGGAAGAGUGGCGAUAACAGUCGGAGAAGUAUAAAGAUCCCCGAAGCAGCUUUGCUCUAUCGUGGACGGGUAGGGGAAUCAUCUCGACCAGUCUUGGUAUCUCUUGAACAGGGCAUGGCUCAGAGGAAGGUCCUCGUGACCCUCGCCCAGCAAAUCAAGGCGGUUGCGAAGGGGCUCCUUUGCGGCUGGCGAGGCGCUCGCAAUGGCAGUUGUCCUUGCAUACCGAUAUGCCGGUCGAGUGCGCCAAAGCCGUUUCUGAGUCCUGGACAUGCUUGUGGAUGAGAAGAACAGAAUCCGAGUUCCUACCAUUUUCCGCGACCGGAAAUUCUUGAGCAGAAGAUUCGGAAGUCUACCCGGUCUGUCCACCAAUGAUCACAAGUACAUUUGGAGCUUCUUGGCACCCAUGCAUGUACCCCAGUGCCCGCCCCUCUCCCAAAAGCUUCUUCCCUCGUCCGAACUGAUGAACGUGGCGCGUAUCGGGCUCGAAUGGCCGCUGGCCGAACUCAGGAGGUCGCCCAUCUCACUUUUGCGAAUGCAUGAACAGGGAUAAUACAUUUCUGAGGGUCGAGUGAGGGCGGUUGCUGGCCAAUCAUGC